GUUUCUAUAAAAAAUGACAAGCUAAGCUGCUGGCUCUUUAAAGACAGAAAUAAGUUUCUUUAAACUUUCCAAUACCCGGGCAGAAGUAGGUCACCGACAAGUGAACGAAUUUCAAAACAAACAAUUGAUUGCAAUCUGAAAAGAUAUUUGCUGUGAAAUGGCUAGAUCAACUGCAUCCAUCAUAAUUAUUGGUGAUGAGAUUCUUAAAGGGCAAACAAGAGAUACAAACUCCCACUUUCUUUGCAGAGAGCUGUAUAAGUGCGGGGUUUACGUUUCUCGCAUUACUGUCCUCCGUGAUGAUGUUGACACUGUUGCCAAAGAAGUGCGUUCUAAUUCUAAAUUAUUCGAUUACGUGCUGACGGCUGGUGGUAUCGGCCCAACUCACGACGAUGUCACUUACGAAGGAGUUGCCAAAGCUUUUGAUGAAAAUUUAAUUUUAAACAAGGAGCUUCAAAAUAUCUUUUCACGGUUGUGUCUCAGACUCGAUUUAGAUGAAUCCGCUACACUCAAAAUGUCUCACGUCCCAGUGUCUGCCGAGAUCCAUCACAGUGACCAUUCUUUUAUUCCCAUUGUUUCUGUACAGAAUGUAUUUAUUUUUCCCGGUAUACCGUCCUACUUGGAAUUAGCUUUCAGCAAUUUAAAAGCGAUUUUUAAAAAAACGUCUAAACCUUUUUACAAUGUUUGCUUGUUUGUGAACAGCAAUGAAUUUAACAUUACUUCUUGCCUGAAUGCAACCGUCAAAGAGUUUGACUCUUCACAAGUGAGGUUCGGCUCCUACCCCGACAUCGAGAACGAUUACUAUCAGGUCAAAUUAGUUCUGGAGGCAGAUUCAAAAGAAGCUCUUGUGGAAGCGGAAGCUUUUCUGAGAAGUCAUCUUCCCCAGAACUCAGUGGUGGGACCCAAUCCGCCCUGCUCCAAAGAAGCUCUCUCCACACUCUUUGCAAGCAAAAUAUUGCCACUAAAAAAAAGUUUGGAAAUACUUGAAAAGUGCUUUGAAACAUAUUCAGUUGAAAAUACUUGUUUAAGUUUUAAUGGUGGUAAAGACUGCACAGUUCUUUUGCAUCUCACCUUUUUAUUUCUCCAGAAGAAAGGUCUCCUCUCUGGUCAUAAGAAAUUAAAAGUAUUCCUUGUAAAAAGCGGGCAAUCAUUUCAAGAAAUUGAAAACUUUAUAGAGUUAUGUGUUGACAGGUAUGACCUUGAAGUCAUGACUUACGAACAUCCCAUAAAAGAAGCCCUCUCCAACCUGAAGAAAGAUCACCCUGAAAUAGAAGCUAUACUGAUGGGUUCCCGUCUGACUGAUCCUCACUGUUCUCAACUUCUUCCCUUUCAGAAAACAGAUGAUGACUGGCCACAGUUUAUGCGUGUUAAUCCUCUAUCCCACUGGUCUUACUCUGAAGUGUGGGAAUUCUUAAAAGAACUUCAGGUCCCUUAUUGCAGCCUCUAUGACAGAGGAUACACUUCUUUGGGCUGCCAGCACAACACACUUCCCAAUGAAGAACUGUUAAGUGUGACAAAGAGUGGAACAUCCUAUUAUAUGCCUGCUUACAUGCUGAAAGACCCUCAACAGGAAAGAAAAGGUCGAAGCUCGAAGAAAACACUAACCCAAUAAUACAAUUAUUUACUAUAGUACUUGAAUCUCUAUUAUAGCAAUUGAAAUUUAUGGUUGCUAAUUGUUUAAAUGCAACUGAAACUUGAAUUUUUUUUUUAAAAAUGUAGCAACUUAAACUAAUCUAUUUGAAACAGUAUUGCAAUUUGAAGCAUAUAUUGCAUAUUCAAUGAUCAAAAAGAUUGAUAUCAGUUACUUUCCAUUAUUGAUAAUUUGAAGCAUCCUCGUUGCAGAACCAGCUUGGAGUUUCGUGUAUGGAUUCUUCGUAAAUUUCUUUUCAAAGGGUUCAUUAAUCAAUUUCUUUCUCUUUAGUGAUGUGUUAUAAGAGGUAGUUUAUUUUGCAGUUAAGACGAAUGGUAUUGAAAUCACAUUCUUUUUAUUUUAUAUUUACUUAGAUUUAACAGUUCUCUGGGCAUAAGAUGAAUUUUGUCAAAAUUGGCUGUAUGCCUAAGCUAUAUGCUUAGAACAGAGAUUUAAAAUUUUGAAGGAAGUCAAUCGAAAGAUUACAUCAAUACCAAAAAUUGCUUAAAAUAUUCUGAAUCUUAAAAUUAAAUUCAUGGUUUUAUUAUAGAGAAAGGGGAAUUGGCACCAAUCACACGCCAUCAAUUCUCAUGAAAGAAAAUUUCAAAACUAAGAAAAAGUGCUGAAUGACUUUAUAAAAAUUAUGCAUAAUAAAAGAUAUCAUUUGAGAAAAAUCAAAUGUAUCUUUACCCUUUUAUGUAUUAUAUUAAUACUUGCACUUUAUCGACAUAAAACUACAUUAAUGUCAAUUAUUCUAUUGGCUUCAUAAUUAUAUUAUAUGGCAUAUUUUUCUCAAGGUAAAUCCAGAAUUGAAAGCAAAUAUUUGCUCUUAUUUUGUGGCUUUAAAAUAUAACAUAUGUUUUAGUUUAAUCCACAAGUGAUGUUAUAUCAAGAGCAGACUGUAGUUCUUUUUCGAUACACUUGCAUACACAGGGAAAACCUGUGAAAUAAAAGGAAUUUUGUUUUUUA
Molecule: messenger RNA, 2596 nt
Organism: Parasteatoda tepidariorum (common house spider)
Lineage: Eukaryota; Metazoa; Arthropoda; Arachnida; Araneae; Theridiidae
Product: bifunctional FAD diphosphatase/FAD synthase
Biological process (GO): FAD biosynthetic process
Molecular function (GO): FMN adenylyltransferase activity
Source: RefSeq, a predicted model, not a curated record